Messenger RNA from Scomber japonicus (chub mackerel), 2578 nucleotides. RefSeq names its product minichromosome maintenance complex component 3 (gene mcm3). The coding region runs from base 72 to 2519 and encodes 815 amino acids. Lineage: Eukaryota; Metazoa; Chordata; Actinopteri; Scombriformes; Scombridae. Gene Ontology annotation, molecular function: ATP binding; single-stranded DNA binding; single-stranded DNA helicase activity. The transcript has 17 exons. Gene Ontology annotation, cellular component: nucleus; MCM complex. The record is from RefSeq and is a predicted model, not a curated record. Gene Ontology annotation, biological process: mitotic DNA replication initiation; DNA strand elongation involved in DNA replication; double-strand break repair via break-induced replication.
CUGAGCACACGGCGUAUUAAACUGUGCUUUACUGUAAGAUUUUUUAAAAGCAGAAUAAAUAAUCGCAAAAAAUGGCAACCGACGUCGUAGAUGACCUGGCGAUGAGGGAGGCUCAGAGGGAUUAUCUGGACUUCCUGGACGACGAUCAAGACCAGGGCAUCUAUCAAAGCAAAGUCCGGGACAUGAUCAGCGAGAAUAAAUCCCGUCUCACCGUCAACAUCAACGACCUGAGGAGACGCAACGAGGGCCGAGCUGCAAAGUUGAUGAACAAUGCCUUCGAGGAGCUGCUGGCGUUCCAGCGGGCUCUGAAGGACCUGGUGGCCUCGGUGGACGCCACCUACGCUAAACAGUAUGAGGAGUUCUUCAUCGCCCUGGAGGGAAGCUUCGGCAACAAGCACGUCACCCCCCGAACCCUGACCUCCCGCCUGCUGGGAAGCAUGGUCUGUGUGGAGGGCAUCAUCACUAAAUGUUCUCUGGUGCGUCCUAAAGUGGUGCGCAGCGUCCAUUACUGUCCAGCCACCAAGAAGACGAUGGAAAGGAAGUACACAGAUAUGACUUCCUUGGAUGCUUUUCCCUCCAGUGCCAUCUACCCCACCAAGGAUGAGGAGAACAACCCUCUGGAGACAGAGUUUGGUCUGUCCAUCUACAAAGACCACCAGACCAUCACUGUGCAGGAGAUGCCUGAGAAAGCUCCUGCCGGCCAGCUGCCUCGCUCUGUGGACAUCAUCCUGGACAACGACCUGGUGGACAAAGUCAAACCAGGAGACAGAGUGCAGGUCAUCGGGACGUACCGCUGCCUGCCAGGAAAGAAGGGAGGCUUCACUUCCGGGGCGUUCAGGACCAUCAUGAUAGCCUGCCACGUUAAACAGAUGAGCAAAGAAGUGUCUUCCGUCUUCUCGGCCGACGACGUGGCCAAGAUUAGAAAGUUCAGCCAGAGUCGCUCCAUUAAUGUUUUUGAUCAGCUGGCUCACUCCCUGGCUCCCAGCAUCCACGGCCAUGAGUACAUCAAGAAGGCCAUCCUCUGCAUGCUGCUGGGCGGCGUGGAGAAGGUGCUGGAAAACGGCUCCCGCAUCAGAGGAGACAUCAACGUCCUGCUCAUCGGUGAUCCAUCGGUAGCCAAGUCUCAGCUGCUACGUUACGUUCUCCACACGGCACCCAGAGCGAUCCCCACCACCGGGCGAGGCUCGUCCGGAGUGGGUCUGACUGCUGCCGUCACCACCGAUCAGGAGACGGGCGAGCGUCGUCUGGAAGCGGGCGCCAUGGUGCUGGCCGACCGCGGCGUCGUGUGCAUCGACGAGUUCGACAAGAUGUCCGACAUGGACCGCACGGCCAUCCACGAGGUGAUGGAGCAGGGUCGCGUCACCAUCGCCAAAGCCGGCAUCCACGCCCGCCUCAACGCCCGCUGCUCCGUGCUGGCCGCCGCCAACCCCGUCUACGGCAGGUACAACCAGUAUAAAACCCCCAUGGAGAACAUCGGCCUCCAGGACUCCUUGCUGUCACGUUUCGACCUCCUCUUCAUCGUGUUGGAUCAGAUGGACCCCGAGCAGGACCGGGAGAUCUCAGACCACGUGCUGAGGAUGCACCGUUACCGUGACCCCCGCGAGCAGGAGGGAGCAGCCAUGACUCUGGGAGGGACCGUGGACGUCCUGGCGACAGAAGAUCCAGACGCAGUAGCGGAGGAGCAGGAGGAACUGCAGAUUUAUGAGAAACACAACAACCUGCUGCACGGAAGCAAGAAAAAGAAGGAGAAGAUCGUGAGCAAGGAGUUCAUGAGGAAGUACAUCCGCAUCGCCAAGGCUGUGACACCUGUGCUGACGGAGGAGGCGGCCAAUCACAUCGCAGAAGAGUACGCGAGGCUGAGGAGCCAGGACCAGCUGGGUACUGAUAUCGCCAGGACUUCUCCAGUGACGGCCCGUACACUAGAGACCCUGAUCCGUCUGUCCACAGCUCACGCCAAGGCCCGCAUGAGCAAAGCCGUGGAGCUGGAGGACUCUGAGGUCGCCGUGGAGCUCGUCCAGUUCGCCUACUUUAAAAAGGUUCUGGAGAAAGAGAAGAAACGUGCCAGACAGGAGCGGGACUCGGGGUCAGAGGAGGAAGAGGAUGAGGAGACGUCCACACAGCGUUCACAGAAAACUCAGAAGAAGAGGGUGCGCCGUGGCUCUCAGGGCAGCGAGCCGUACAGCCCGUACGACUUCAGCGAAAACCAGGACGUUCCCGAAAUUCAAGCUGGAACCCCGAAACCAGCAAAACCACAGCAGGAGGCCGAGGAGCCGAUGGAGGCGACAUCACAGGUUGACAGCGCUGAGCUCUCCGCAGAGAGGCUGAAGGAGUUCAAGUCGUCCCUGUUCGCCGUGUUCCAGUCUGCUCACGCUCAGUCCGUGAAGAUGACGAUGCUGAUGGACAACAUCAACAAGGAGCGCGAGACUCGUUUCACGGAGCCCGAGGUCCGCACCGCUCUGACCCGCAUGCAGGACGACAACCAGGUCAUGGUGGCUGACGACAUCAUCUUCCUCAUCUGAGGAGGGAGGAGGACAGUUUCUGAAAGAGAUUUUUGCAUAGACUUGAUAAGUGACUUGAC